This is a messenger RNA of Eutrema salsugineum, 815 nucleotides long. RefSeq names its product 39S ribosomal protein L47, mitochondrial. The record is from RefSeq and is a predicted model, not a curated record. Lineage: Eukaryota; Viridiplantae; Streptophyta; Magnoliopsida; Brassicales; Brassicaceae. Gene Ontology annotation, biological process: mitochondrial translation. Gene Ontology annotation, molecular function: structural constituent of ribosome. Bases 130 to 564 code for a protein of 144 amino acids. Gene Ontology annotation, cellular component: mitochondrial ribosome; mitochondrial large ribosomal subunit. The transcript has 4 exons.
GAAAUGUUGUAAGAGGGUUUUGAUUGAUUUUCCUUUCUCUGUGACCGUGAUCGUCGCCGUCAUAUUGCUCUCCGUUCUAUAUCUCCGGUCGGAUUACAUAACUGCAAGCUCGUAGAAAGUGUUGUGACCAUGUUUCUUACGCGAUUUUUCGGAAGGAGAUUCUUGGCGGCUGCUGCAGCUACGAGAUCGGAGUCCACUACUGCAGCAGCUGCCUCCACUGUUCGGAAGGCCACAAACCCUCUCGAAGAGUUCUUUGAGUUUGACCGAAGCCAGGACGAAGAUAAACCUGUUGUCUACGGUCGAGGUUGGAAAGCUUCAGAACUGCGCCUUAAGUCAUGGGAUGAUCUUCAGAAGCUGUGGUACGUUCUUCUGAAAGAGAAAAACAUGUUGAUGACUCAGCGUCAGAUGCUUCAGGCACAGAACAUGAUGUUUCCAAACCCUGAACGCAUUCCAAAGGUGAGGAGAUCAAUGUGCCGCAUAAAGCAUGUGCUGACAGAGAGAGCGAUUGAAGAACCUGAUCCCAGACGAUCAGCCGAGAUGAAGAGAAUGGUAAAUGGCAUGUGAUCCCUUGUGCUUCUUUUGGCAACCGAGCAGUAACCUCAAGUCAAUUCGCAGACUCAGUCCCGGCCCAAACCCAUGGCGAGACGGGGCUGGGUCCAACGCCCAGAUUUUUCUUUUCUUAUUUUUUAAAGUUUGAUAAAAAAAAAGGCCCAUGAUCUGUUAUCCUUUUUUUAAAAGCAAGCCUUGAUAAAAAUAUGUGUAAGGUAUCACAAAAUACUGUAAGACAUUAUCUAUUUAUUCGAUUUCCUUAUAUA